UUGAAUGUGCAAGUCUGUGUCCAAUCUCUCAGUGAGUGAGAGCAGGGCUGCUGGAGUGAUAUAGAGAGGGUCCACACACAGAGAGACAAAAAUUCAAGGGGGAGAUGUCUCAUUUCGGUGUUUGGCUGAGUUUAAGCAGAGGGAAGGCAGGUCUCGCUGCUGUCCUGCAGGCUUCCACGUUCCCCCAGGCGGCAAAGCACACUGCAGCCAAACUCCAGGAGACCAAAGACGCCGGAGAUGUUGGAAUCCGCCUGAACAAAUCCUCGCCGUCCGGGGCUAAACCCCAGGGAGUGAAAAGCUUGUCCGAAAUGCCCGGACCCAGCACUUGGAGCAACUUGGUGCAGUUUUUCUUGCGAGACGGAUUCAGCAGAAUACAUGAUAUACAACUCCAACACACAAAGCAAUAUGGCAAGAUCUUCAAGUCGCACUUUGGACCUCAGUUUGUCGUCUCUAUCGCUGACCGGAACAUGGUGGCUCAGGUGUUGAGGGCAGAGAGCAGAGCCCCUCAAAGGGCUAAUAUGGAAUCAUGGCAGGAGUACAGACAGUUACGGGGAAGGGCAACAGGAUUGAUAUCUGCAGAAGGAGAGCAGUGGCUCAGGAUGAGGAACGUGCUGAAACAGCGCAUCAUGAAGCCCAAGGACGUAGCCAUGUUUUCAGAAGGAGUGACUGAUGUAAUCGCAGAUUUGAUCAAAAGGAUGAAGCACAUGAAGGCUCAGGAACGUGCCUCAGAGACUAUAGCCGAUGUGAACGACUUGUUCUUUAAGUUCGCAAUGGAAAGUGUUGCCACUAUCCUUUUCGAAACUCGGCUUGGCUGCUUGGAAAACCAGGUCCACCAAGAAACCAGGGACUGUAUGGAAGCUCUGGAUCUCAUGUUCCGCACCUUCAAGGCCACCAUGUAUGCAGGUGCCAUUCCCAAGUGGCUCCGUCCUUUCAUCCCCAAACCUUGGAAUGAGUUCUGCCGGUCUUGGGAUGGGCUUUUCCGAUUCAGUCAGAUGCAUGUUGACCGGAAGAUGGUUCAGAUCAAGCAGCAGUUGGAGCAGGGGCAGGCUGUCCAGGGCGGGUUACUGACCUGCUUGUUGGCCAAAGAGGAGAUGACCCUGGAGGAGAUUUACGCAAAUACAUCGGAGAUGCUGCUAGCAGGCGUUGAUACGACUUCCUUCACAUUAUCGUGGUGCAUGUACCUUCUGGCCAGGUAUCCUGCUGUUCAAGGGCUGGUGUAUGAAGAGAUUGUUCAGAACCUUGGAUCCAAUGUGACCCCAACAGCUCAGGAUCUGUCCAAAUUACCUCUGGUCCGAGGAGUCCUCAAGGAAACCUUAAGGCUGUUCCCUGUCCUUCCCGGGAAUGGUCGGGUCACCCAGGAGGACAUGAUUGUCGGUGGAUACUUCAUUCCAAGCGGGACUCAGCUUGCCCUCUGCCACUACACCACUUCUCACGACAGUGAUGUUUUCGAAAAGCCCAGUGAGUUUCAGCCGCACCGUUGGCUGCGGAACACGGACACAGAUCGCGUGGAUAACUUCGGAGCAAUCCCGUUUGGUUAUGGGGUGCGGAGCUGCGUGGGACGGAGGAUUGCGGAGCUGGAGAUACACCUAGCGCUUAUACAGCUCCUGCAAGCCUUUGAGGUCCAGCUGGCCCCCAACACUGGGACAGUUCCUGCCAAAACGCAAGGCCUGCUGGGCCCAGGGAAGCCCAUCGACCUGAAGUUUGUGGACAGGAAGUAAUGCGACUGGCAGGGGACAUGGGAGGCACAAAGUGGGCACCUCAGGAACUGAAAGCAUUUCUGCCAGCGACUUUCAAGGCAUUUGGAUAAACAGUGACAGGUGAUGAAGAAACAUGACAGAGGCUUUGACUCGACUCAUGUUUAACUGCGCGCAGAAAGUAGAUUGCUCAAUGUCACGUUGAUGGGAAAGGUCAUCAUCUGUUGGAAGUGCCUGGAUGAGGAAUGUUUAUUUGGUAACCACUUGGGAAGGCUUUAGGAUGACAUAUUGUCACUUCACAAACCCUAACACCACGCGCCACCGCCAUUCAUACCCCGCCCGACAUUUUUUCCCCCCUCCAGCAAUUUCUCAGUACCUCCACUGUCCGUCUGCAUAGGGGCCAUUUUCACUUGAAGACGAAAUUGUGAUGCUUGAUUUCUCAGCAAUCCAGGAAUGCCACACCAAAGUGGUGGCCCCUUUAAGGCAGGCAACAGCCCAGCAACAUUAAGGAGGCCAUGCUUUGCAAGAAAGGGACCACGCCCAGCUAAGGAGUACUGGAACAGUGGGAGGGAGGGUUGACUUGCUGUUAGACCCCUGCUUUUUAAGACUGUGGUCGCCCCCACUACAUGUGAGUUUACAGUCUGCAGCAAUUGCAAACUCUGUAGGGUGGCCUCGAAAGGAGGCCCCUUCAUUAAAAUACAUAGGAAUGCCACCCCCACCAUCUUAUAACUCAGCAGGAUGGAGCACACACACUUUUGGACUUCAGUCCUGUUGAAAGCCUAUUUGAUUCAGGAAAUUUCAGUUCACACAUGUUAAGUUGGAGGGAACUGUUCCAAAUUUGGGAGUUCAAAAAUUCCUAAUGAGUCAGUGGUGGUUGGAGGGGGUGCAGGGUUGCUGAGUACAUUUUCAAAUCCGCGGAUGUGGCUUAAAAAUCAUGUUUUUUGAAAAUAUAAACAAAUGUACGUUAACAGUUUCCUUACAAACGUGGUGUGAUUAUUUAAUCUCGA
Messenger RNA from Stegostoma tigrinum, 2701 nucleotides. It is a transcript of the gene cyp27c1, whose product is annotated as cytochrome P450 27C1. Gene Ontology annotation, biological process: glucocorticoid biosynthetic process; cholesterol metabolic process; cortisol metabolic process. The transcript has 9 exons. Gene Ontology annotation, cellular component: mitochondrial inner membrane. Bases 105 to 1718 code for a protein of 537 amino acids. The record is from RefSeq and is a predicted model, not a curated record. NCBI's taxonomy places the organism in Eukaryota, Metazoa, Chordata, Chondrichthyes, Orectolobiformes, Stegostomatidae. Gene Ontology annotation, molecular function: heme binding; iron ion binding; monooxygenase activity.